Molecule: messenger RNA, 1235 nt
Organism: Umbelopsis ramanniana AG
Lineage: Eukaryota; Fungi; Mucoromycota; Umbelopsidomycetes; Umbelopsidales; Umbelopsidaceae
Exons: 7
Coding region: 178-1050 (290 amino acids)
Biological process (GO): adenylate cyclase-modulating G protein-coupled receptor signaling pathway
Cellular component (GO): heterotrimeric G-protein complex
Molecular function (GO): G protein-coupled receptor binding; guanyl nucleotide binding; GTPase activity
Source: RefSeq, a predicted model, not a curated record
GCUUUGUAUCCUGACUAAACCCUACUGACUUUUGUAGGUGCUGGUGAAUCUGGAAAAACAACUGUACUCAAGCAGAUUAAAAUCAUACAUGGUGAAGGAUUCAAUGUCGAGCGGGAGGAAUAUCGUAAAAUCAUCCGACAGAACGCUCUAACCGCCAUUAGAGAGCUGUGUCUGUGCAUGUUGCAACACAAAGCGACAGUCACAUUUCCCAUCAACCAGGAACAUUUUGAUUAUUUAUUGUCACUUGAAGGACCGGGAGAAUCCACUUUUAUGAAUGGAAAGAAGUUUAGCAAUCUUCUGCGAAGGCGCCAAAGUUCAGACGACGGCUCAGUCGAUACUAUUUUCCACCAAGCUGCGCCUUCCAUAAAGGCUGUCUGGGGUGAUCCCGCGGCUCAAGAAGUCUUUCAACGAGGGUUUGCAAAAAACAUGCAAGAUUCCGCUGCAUCAUUUCUAGAUGAAAUAGAUCGUCUGGCAGCCGACAAAUACACCCCGACGGAUGUGGAUAUUCUACGGGCACGUGUGAGAACAUUUGGCGUAACCGAGCAUCAAUUCAAGAUAGAGCUGGUUACAUAUAGAAUAUUUGAUGUUGGUGGCCAACGAUCGCAAAGACAAGGCUGGGCCCCUUAUUUUGACGACUGCAGUGCUAUCAUCUUCGUUGCUGCUGUGUCAAGCUUCGAUCAAUACCUUGUGGAAGAUCCGUCAGUGAAUCGCCUGUACGAUGCUCUGCAGCUGUUUGAAUCCAUUUGCAACCAUCGACUCCUUCGUUCCACUUCCAUCAUCUUGUUCCUUAAUAAGAUUGAUGUUCUGAAGAGGAAAUUGGCAAACGGCACUCGGUUGUCCUCUUACUUCAAGGAUUAUACAGGUCCUAAUGAUUAUCAGUACGUAACUUCGUACUUCCAGCACCUCUUCUUUUCUCAAAAUAAGGUCCCUCAAAAGGAAAUCUAUUUGCAUUUGACCCACGCCACUGAUACAAGACAAAUGCGGGUCAUUGUCUCAGCUGUGAAUGUGAUUGUGCAGAGGAUGAACCUAAAAAACUCAGGAUUGAUGUGAGAGAGGAUAAUUGCCUCUCUACGAUGAGCUUUCAUCACUACUUUAGAUCUAUUUUUUCAAUCCCCCUGCGCUGCCUUUACCCCCAUAGUUAUCUAUACCAUCCCAGUUUUUCCUACUUACCCGAUAAUGUCGUAUUGCGCAAUUUGUACUCAUUCGUUUCCCACACAUUAUUACCGUAGUAUAUA